UUUGGAUUGUUACCGGCUGGAUUUUCUGCAUCUCCCCUCACUCCUUGCUAACUCUUGUCGCCCUUGGUUAUGGUUAUUACUCGCACCACCCACCACGCUCGCAUUUCCGGUCCCAAAAGAAGUGAAACAAAGAGAGCCCGCGAGAGAAGCCUACAUAUGCGUGGGAGGGAGGAAGCGGGCUAAUUUUUUAUUAUAACAAAAAGAAAAUUCACUAUAUAGCAGUACUAUUUCAGUUUGAUGAAUAGUUGUAGUAGUGCUUGUAUGUUCGAGGAGGAGGGGAGCUCCGCCGCCGGGGGCGGCAAUGGUGGCGGUGGCGGUGGCGGGAAGUGGAUGCGAACAUGCGACUCGUGCCAGUCGGAGCCAAGCACGGUGUACUGCCUCGCGGACGCGGCGUAUCUGUGCGUGGGGUGCGACUCACAAGUGCACACCGCGAACCGGGUGGCGUCGUGGCACGAGCGGGUGGGGGUGUGCGAGGUAUGCGAGCCCGCCACCCUCACCCGCCGGGCCGACGCGGCGGCGCUCUGCGCCGCCUGCGACGCCGACGUUCACUCCGCCAACAGGCCGCUCGCUGGCUGCCACCACCGCGUCCCCAUCCUCCCCCUCCCCCCGGACCAUCUUGGCCCGGGCCCUGGCCCGCCUUUUGGCGGAAAAAAGCUGGUGGGGGAGGAGGAGGUGAACCACGACGACGGUGAGGCGAUGUCGUGGUUGCUGGUUAGUGGAAACUGCAACCAGACUAAUAAUUCUGGGUUUUUGUUUGGUCCGGAGGUGGAUGAGUACUUGGAUCUUUUGGACUACAACGAUUCAUGUAAUGAGAACCAGAACCAAGAACAGCAGCAGCAGCAGCAGAAUUAUGGGAGGAAUGAGGGGAGUGAGUGUGUGGUGCCUUCACAAAGAAAGGUGGUGGGAUAUGAAGCACAGCAGCAGAACUAUGGGAUGGAGAAGGAGCAUGACAACUCCAAUGCUGGGUUCAGUUACACUACUGCUUCGCUCGGUCACGGCGUUUCUUUCUCACCAAUGGAAGCGAGUGUAGUACCAGACACCACCAUGACCAACAUCUCAAGCUCUCAUAUCCGACCUUCCACAGUGACCACACACCUCGUCUCAAGCAAUUCACUUCAAAUGCCACCUCAAUUCACUGCCAUGAACAGGGAAGCCAGGAUUCUCAGAUACAGGGAGAAGAAGAAGACUAGAAAACUUGAGAAGAGAAUAAGGUAUGCAUCAAGGAAGGUAAAUGCCGAGACCCGACCAAGGAUAAAGGGCCGGUUCGCUAAGAGAUCAGACAUUGAGCUCGAUGUGGAUCAGAUGUUUUCCAGCUCUCUAAUAUUCAAAGGCAGCGAUGGGAUCGUCCCCUCAUUCUUAUGCCCAUAGAAGAAAGCAGCAUUAUUUGAGAGAAGUAUGAGGGACCAUGAUAUCCCAUGUCAGGAUAGGUAGUCCAGUGCAAUGAAUAACAUGUGCAGUAGUUCCAUAAAGGUCAACUUCAAGCAACCUUUAAGUAUAUCCACUGCCAGCCUUCGCUAAUGGCUCUAUGAACCAUUUCUAGCUUUGAAACAUGAGUAGUAUGAUUUGGUUAUUUGUGGAGUGCUGGAUGGAAGAAUAUCUACAAGGAGGAAAGCAUUUGUUGACCACCUAAGGUUGCUAAAUAAUGCAUAUUGGAACAUAUAUAGAUCUUGAGAUACAAAUGCUGUUAAGUGUUUGAUGAAUAGUAAUUGUAAUUAGAGUUAACUUGGGAGAUGUGUCCUAAAAUUGGGAGAAUAAGAGGAUGGA
Molecule: messenger RNA, 1764 nt
Organism: Phoenix dactylifera (date palm)
Lineage: Eukaryota; Viridiplantae; Streptophyta; Magnoliopsida; Arecales; Arecaceae
Product: zinc finger protein HD1-like
Biological process (GO): regulation of photoperiodism, flowering; regulation of flower development
Cellular component (GO): nucleus
Molecular function (GO): DNA-binding transcription factor activity; protein binding; zinc ion binding
Source: RefSeq, a predicted model, not a curated record